AUGGCCUCAGCAAACGCUCUCUCUUCAGCUUCCAUUCUUCGCUCUCCCAACCGCCAGUCUCUGGCUCGAAGAGUGAACCACAAUGGAAGAGUGAAUUACCGGCAACCGAAUAACCGUUUCGCGGUGAAGGCCUCCGCGAAGGAGAUUGCGUUCGACCAGAGUUCUCGGGCAGCCAUUCAGGCCGGCAUUGACAAGCUCGCCGACGCCGUUGGGCUUACUCUUGGGCCGAGAGGGAGGAAUGUUGUGUUGGAUGAGUUUGGAAAUCCUAAAGUGGUUAACGAUGGUGUGACCAUUGCUCGCGCUAUUGAGCUUCCCGAUGCCAUGGAGAAUGCUGGUGCAGCUCUUAUUAGAGAGGUUGCUAGUAAGACUAAUGACUCUGCCGGUGAUGGGACCACCACGGCUUCGGUUCUUGCUCGCGAGAUUAUUAAGCUGGGGCUUCUCAGUGUGACUUCUGGGGCCAAUCCUGUGUCUCUUAAAAGAGGGAUUGAUAAAACUGUGCAGGGAUUGGUGAAGGAGUUGGAGAAGAAGGCAAGGCCUGUCGAAGGUGGAGACGAUAUCAAAGCUGUUGCUUCUAUUUCUGCUGGAAAUGAUGAGUUGAUUGGGCAAAUGAUUGCGGAAGCAAUUGAUAAGGUUGGACCUGAUGGUGUCUUGUCCAUUGAGUCUUCGUCUUCAUUUGAGACGACCGUUGAAGUGGAAGAAGGAAUGGAGAUUGACAGAGGGUAUAUUUCUCCUCAAUUUGUUACAAACCCUGAGAAGUUGAUUGUUGAAUUUGAGAAUGCGAGAGUGUUGGUUACGGAUCAGAAAAUUUCAUCAAUAAAAGAUAUAAUACCACUGUUGGAGAAAACCACACAAUUGAGAGCUCCUUUGCUUAUCAUUGCUGAGGAUGUCACUGGUGAGGCUUUGGCCACCCUUGUUGUGAAUAAGCUGCGUGGUAUUCUUAAUGUUGCUGCCAUCAAAGCUCCUGGCUUUGGUGAGCGGCGCAAGGCCCUUCUUCAAGACAUUGCUAUAAUGACUGGUGCCGAGUUCCAAGCGAGUGAUCUGGGACUGCUUAUUGAAAACACCGCAGUGGAGCAGCUUGGUUUGGCUCGGAAAGUGACAAUCAGCAAGGAUUCUACUACUAUCAUUGCUGAUGCCGCAGCAAAGGAUGAGUUACAAGCCAGAAUUGCUCAGAUAAAGAAGCAGUUGGCAGAGACGGACUCAGUAUAUGAUUCUGAGAAACUGGCUGAGAGGAUAGCUAAAUUGUCUGGUGGAGUUGCUGUCAUCAAAGUUGGUGCUGCUACAGAGACUGAACUUGAGGACCGAAAGCUCCGAAUUGAGGAUGCUAAGAAUGCAACUUUUGCUGCCAUUGAGGAAGGUAUUGUACCUGGUGGAGGUACUGCACUGGUUCAUCUAUCCACUCAUGUCCCAGCAAUCAAGGAAAAGCUUGAGGACGCAAAUGAGAGGCUAGGCGCUGACAUUGUGCAAAAGGCACUGGUAGCACCUGCUGCAUUGAUUGCUCAAAAUGCUGGAAUAGAAGGUGAAGUUGUGGUGGAGAAGAUAAAGAAUGGUGAAUGGGAGGUUGGUUACAAUGCUAUGACAGACAGGUAUGAGAAUUUAGUAGAUGCUGGAGUUAUCGACCCUGCCAAGGUUACAAGGUGUGCGUUGCAGAAUGCUGCUUCAGUUGCUGGAAUGGUGUUGACCACGCAGGCCAUUGUGGUGGAAAAACCUAAGCCCAAGGCACCUGUUGCUGCCCCACAAGGCCUUACUGUUUGA
Messenger RNA from Sphenostylis stenocarpa, 1752 nucleotides. NCBI's taxonomy places the organism in Eukaryota, Viridiplantae, Streptophyta, Magnoliopsida, Fabales, Fabaceae. The record is from the annotation of a GenBank genome assembly.